AUGACACCUGUGAAGCGCCCACUUCUGCUUCUGGUACAUGAGGUUGGAGCCUGGAAAGUGCUGUGUGAGAGCUGUGGGCAGCUGACUAGGGACCAAAUCAGCGAGUGCCUCCCAGCCCUGAGUGGGGAGCUGGCGGCACACCCCAGCGUCCACCACAGGAGGUGCCCCGAAGUUCCAGAGAGCAGGAGCGAGGCAAGGGCAAAGUAUGGUGCUGCCAUCAAGCCGUCAGCCACGGCAGCCACGGGCCGGUACACUCAAGGGCGUACGGGACCCAGAAAAGUGAGAGUGGACCGACAAGUGCGGGUCCUCCGGGAAACAGGUUUCGCUCUGACCUCCCAAAGACUGGUGAAGGAACUCGGAGGCAUGCUGACCUGGACGGAGCACCAAGAAGAGGCCCUCCGGGGAAGGCAUUCGGUCUCUGAGCAGCGCUUCCACCCAAGGGAGCCCAUCUCCUCCCAGCAUCUGCACCCCUGCGCAGCAUCCCCAGGCACACAGUUGCCGCUUGCUUCAUCGGAGCUCCCAGAGCACCAAGGAGAGAAAGGGCAGCUGGAGAGGGGCCAGGCACAGAGGGCGGCUCCCGCCUCCAGCGCGGGCUGA
Molecule: messenger RNA, 597 nt
Organism: Rangifer tarandus platyrhynchus (Svalbard reindeer)
Lineage: Eukaryota; Metazoa; Chordata; Mammalia; Artiodactyla; Cervidae
Source: the annotation of a GenBank genome assembly